AUGUCGGAUUCUGGCUACAGCGAUGAAGCCAAGCUUAAGAAGCCUACCAACCGACAAUCACGGUCAUGUCGAGUUUGCCGUCUUCGCAAAGUCAAGUGCGAUCGAGUGAAGCCAUGCCACGCUUGUUGUGCCCAUGGGCAUCCGUCAAAGUGCGUGUACGAUUCAGUGCCUGGGGAGGAAGAAACACAGCCAAUUUCACAAGCCGAGGAGAUUCGGAAUUUGCGCAAUGAGAUCAAAGAGCUACGGACUCGAAUGAAUUCAAAGGGGGACCAACAAUCUCGAUCUCGGAAACUAGCUGAAUUGGAAAAGCUUUUUGAUGCUAUACGAUCAGCUCCAGCCGAAGUUGUUGAUGGUCUCGUUGGAAAUAUCCGUGCAGAUCGAUCAAGAAUACCUCUGGAAUACAAUGAGGAGACUCGUUUAAUCGCUACUUCAGAAAAGAGGCUUGUUAUGCGCUCUACUUCACCAUGGGGUUCAAACGGCGAAGACGAAGAAUACUCGUUUAAUAAGUGGAACUCGUCAAUCGCUAGCGACUCGCGCAGUAGUAGUAGUAGCGGAAGUAGCAGUGCUAGUAGCAUCAGCAUUGACGAAGAUUGGUGCGGGCCGCUUUCUCGAUUUACUUCAGCCAAACCGAUGGUAGAUGUGUUCGUCCAACGGUUUGUUGACGCCUUCAGCCCAGAGGUCGAUCUCCGCUCUGGACGUGCAGGGGCUAUCCGAGCCGCGGCCGAUAUUCGGAUGUUCUCACCCAUGAUAUCAAAUGCCUUUGAUGCUGUUUCACUAACCUUCUUUGGCCGAAGUGCACAAGAUCCUCGGGUUGAGGCCGCCGGCAUGAAACUUUAUCCAAAGGUUUUGCGGUCGUUACAGGAUGCCCUUUUGGACCCUGAACGGAGCCGGUCAGAAUCAACUCUCAUCACAGUUACCUUAUUAUUAGCCUUUGAAAGCAUUGAACGGACAUCAACCGAGGCCGUUGUUGCCCAUGUGAAAGGGGCGGCCCGGUUGAUACAACACCGAGGACCAGAAAACCAUGUCCAUGGAGUUGAACACCUAUUCUUUUGCGAACUUCGGCCAUACUGGGUUGGCGUUGACCUUGUUGAGCGCAAACCGAGUUUUAUGGCGGAAGAGGCAUGGAAAACUGUUCCCUGGUCUGAAGGAACGACAUCAAAAGACUUGUUACACUAUUUGCUCGACCUUGUUGUUGAUAUUCCGGGACUCCUGGGACAACACGACGAGCUUGUAGCUGCACAGGAAACCCAACAUCUCGGGAAAGGCGAACUUCGUGUGAAACAGGCAAAGCUGUGGAAUUCGAUAGCAGAUUUGACGUCUCGACUACUGCAAUGGAAAAGGGAUUAUGUCGACUGCUACCCCGGUGGUGGGCCAGUAGCGACAUCCGAACCGCAAGGCCCAGAUCCUUUCCCUGUCUUCCGUUGUUACGACCUGCGUACUAUGCAGGUAAUCGAACCACCACCGCUUGUUUACCCUGAUCUCAGGCUGUUACAAACAAUGUCCAUUUACUGCGCCAACAGGCUCAUCCUAUCCACGAUCGACAAUAGACUAGAAGGGGCUGUUACGAUAGUGGAAAAGUACCAGCUGGCGUGUGAUAUUGGGCGUAGUCUAGAGUGCUAUAUCCGUCGAGCACCUGGGAACAUGAUCAACCGCCUUGCUUUCCCUGUGCGAGUGGCAUGGGAAGCUUUCCCCGCUGGCGGCGUCGAGCGCGAGUUUAUGGUCCAGGUGUUUGAACUUGUUGAAAAGCGCCACGCCUUGCGUUUAUGGGGAAGCGCGAUGCCCGAGUUGAGCGUUCCUGGCUCCCCGCCUUGA
Talaromyces rugulosus is the source of this 1812-nucleotide messenger RNA. RefSeq lists its product as uncharacterized. The coding region runs from base 1 to 1812 and encodes 603 amino acids. The record is from RefSeq and is a predicted model, not a curated record. Gene Ontology annotation, biological process: regulation of DNA-templated transcription. NCBI's taxonomy places the organism in Eukaryota, Fungi, Ascomycota, Eurotiomycetes, Eurotiales, Trichocomaceae. The transcript has 5 exons. Gene Ontology annotation, molecular function: zinc ion binding; DNA-binding transcription factor activity, RNA polymerase II-specific.